Leptosomus discolor (cuckoo roller) is the source of this 288-nucleotide messenger RNA. NCBI's taxonomy places the organism in Eukaryota, Metazoa, Chordata, Aves, Leptosomiformes, Leptosomidae. The record is from RefSeq and is a predicted model, not a curated record.
CUCAGCCUUGGACCAGACAAAAUGGUCAUAGACCUCACAGACCCAAAUCGCCCCCGGUUCACAUUGCAGGAGCUGCGAGAUGUAUUGCAAGAGCGUAACCAGCUGAAAGCUCAGCUUCUCGUGGUGCAAGAGGAGCUACACUGCUACAAGAGUGGGAUCAUCUCACAGAAAAAGGACCAAACCGGAGAACUGGAAAAAGAAGCCAGAGGCAGCAGCCCUGGCACCAGCAAGGACAGCGAAGAGAAGACAAUCAUCAAACGGCUGUUCUCUUUUAAACAUGGAAAAUGA